Penicilliopsis zonata CBS 506.65 is the source of this 909-nucleotide messenger RNA. RefSeq lists its product as hypothetical. The record is from RefSeq and is a predicted model, not a curated record. The transcript is spliced from 2 exons. Lineage: Eukaryota; Fungi; Ascomycota; Eurotiomycetes; Eurotiales; Aspergillaceae. The coding region runs from base 1 to 909 and encodes 302 amino acids.
AUGGCUCCUGUUCAAGGCACGCUCCAUAAAUACGACGCCCGGCAUGUCGCCUUUGAGCAUGCCGCCGCCUCUCCCGGCCGCCACCUGCUGCUCUUCAUCGGCGGCCUGACCGACGGGCUGCUGACGACGCCGUAUACCACGCAGCUGGCCCAGCGGCUGCCGGCGGGCUGGAGCCUGGCGCAGGUGCUGCUGUCCAGCUCCUACGACGGCUUCGGCUGCGCCUCGGUGCAGCUGGACGUGGCCGAGCUGGCGGCCUGCGUGCGGUAUUUCCAGCACGAGCAGGGCAAGCAGACCAUCGUCCUGCUGGGCUGUUCCACGGGCUGCCAGGAUACGCUGACGUACCUGCUGGCCCCGGGGGUGCCUCGCGUGCGCGCGGGGAUCCUGCAGGCCCCCGUGAGCGACCGCGAGGCCCUGAGCCUCCUGAUGGCCCCCGGGCAGCUGCGCGAGGCGAUCCAGGCCGCGCAGGCCAUAUCCAGCGCCGAGAAUGGCAAAGACAAAGACAAAGACGGCCGAAAGACAACCCUGCCGCCCCAUCUGCUGCCGUCCUUCAUGGCCGUCCCGAUGACCGCCUACCGGUUCCUGAGCCUGGCCAGCCCCAACCACGACGGCGACGACGACCUGUUCAGCUCCGACCUGACGGACGCCCAGCUGGCGCGCACCUUUGGCGCCAUCCCUGCCGCCACGCCGCUGUGUAUCCUGUACUCGGGCAGCGACCAGUUCGUCCCCGACACAGUGGACAAGGAGGCCCUGGUGCAGCGCUGGAUCGCCGCCAGCCGCGCGGGCACGGGGGCCGUCGACGAGGCCUUUUCGGGGGUGGUUCCGGGGGCGACGCACACGAUGGAGGGUGCGCCGCAAGCCAGCCUGGACGACUUUUUUGACCGGGUUGGGUGGUUUUUGCAGAAGCUAUAG